This is a messenger RNA of Ceratosolen solmsi marchali, 585 nucleotides long. Its product is annotated as V-type proton ATPase subunit e 2. Gene Ontology annotation, molecular function: proton-transporting ATPase activity, rotational mechanism. Gene Ontology annotation, biological process: proton transmembrane transport. The coding region runs from base 141 to 398 and encodes 85 amino acids. Lineage: Eukaryota; Metazoa; Arthropoda; Insecta; Hymenoptera; Agaonidae. Gene Ontology annotation, cellular component: proton-transporting V-type ATPase, V0 domain; plasma membrane proton-transporting V-type ATPase complex. The record is from RefSeq and is a predicted model, not a curated record. The transcript is spliced from 4 exons.
UGUGUAUAAAUAGUACGCGUACGUUAAGGUUACGCGCAUAACCAUCAUGUGACAGAAAAGCAGACACCUUCCGCAAUCAAUUCCAGAACUCUGGAAGCUACAAAAUCACUUUAUUCAAAAGAACUUGUUAAUUAGAAAAUAUGGGAGCUUCAUGGGCACCUAUUCUAUUCUUUACAGUUAUAUGGGGAGCCGUUGGUAUCGUACUGCCAUUUUUCGUACCCAAAGGCCCGAAUAAAGGAAUCUUGCAAGUUAUUUUAAUGCUAACAGCUUUUACCUGUUGGCUAUUCUGGCUUUGCUGUUAUAUGGCACAAAUGAAUCCGCUAAUAGGACCAGCUUUAAAAAAUAAUACUAUAUUAUUAAUGGGAAGAGAAUGGCAAGAACAUAAUCCAUUUUUGUGAAAGCCAAAUCAUCAGCAAAUAAUCUUGUACAUAAAUAUAUAAACAAUGCCGAUAAAUCUUCAGACUAUGAUUUGUACACUAUGAUAUAUUUAAAUCGUUCCAGCAUGUUAUACAGUAUAUGGAUUGCUAUUUUAUAAUUAUAGAAAGAAAUGUUCGAUUAACGUUAAUUUAAAAUUAAUCAUAACAC